This is a messenger RNA of Penaeus monodon (black tiger shrimp), 3952 nucleotides long. RefSeq names its product serine/threonine-protein kinase H1 homolog. Gene Ontology annotation, biological process: protein phosphorylation. The record is from RefSeq and is a predicted model, not a curated record. Gene Ontology annotation, molecular function: protein kinase activity; ATP binding. NCBI's taxonomy places the organism in Eukaryota, Metazoa, Arthropoda, Malacostraca, Decapoda, Penaeidae.
AUGGGCUUCUUGAGUCCUAAUGCCAAGGACCACUUGGUUUCGUCCGGGGGUGAAGGGUUUUCCCAAAACCCAAUCAAGUGCGAACUUAGGGUUGACGACGGGAACAACCUUGCAGAGAAGAUCAAACUCGAAAGGCUAAACAAGAGUAACAAGUUUAAGACCAAGUACGACCCGCGAAUCACGGCCAAAUAUGAUAUCAAAGCACUCAUAGGCAAGGGGACGUUCAGCAAGGUGGUUCGGGUCGAGAACAGACUCACGAAGCAACCUUAUGCCAUCAAGAUCAUCGAGUCCAAGGAAGGGCGGGAGGCAUUCGAGGCCGAACUGGCAAUAUUACGGCGUGUGAAGUGCCCCUAUAUAAUACAGUUAGUGGAGGUGUUUGAGAGUGUGGAUAAAAUAUACAUGGUGAUGGAACUCGCCACGGGUGGAGACCUCUUUGACAAAAUCAUGACCAAAGGCCCUUUCUCGGAGAGGGACGCGGUUAAGGUCCUCAAGAUGGUGCUGGAGGGCGUGAAGUACUUGCACAAUCUAGGCAUCACUCAAGGGAAUUUAAGCCGGGUUAAAAUUGCUAUAAAUUUCCACCCCGGGAAAAAAACCAGACUCAUGAUCACGGACUUCGGUCUGGCCCACACCAGGAGGUCGGCGGAUGACCUGCUGAUGAACACCAUCUGCGGGACUCCCGAGUACAUCGCCCCGGAGAUGGUGGCCCGGCAGCGCUACACCAACGCCGUGGACCUGUGGGCGGUGGGCGUGAUCACCUACAUCCUCCUGCGGGGCGACUUCCCAUUCUUCGACGCCGACAGGAUCCGCCUCUAUAAGAAGAUCCUGAAAGGGAACUACAACCUGUCGGAUGAGGUGUGGCAAGAGGUGAGUGAGAGUGGACGUGACUUUGUACGGGGUGUGCUUGAGGUGGAUCCUCAGGCGAGACUAACUGCAGUGGAAGCUCUGCGUCAUCAGUGGAUCUUAGCCAAUCACUCUCCAAAGACGAGACAGGCAUCAUCUCCUGGAGGGUCAUGGGGCAGACGUUCCUCAUCACGUUCAUCACAUUCAUCUCGUUCAGCAAGAUCAGCAACUUCUUUGCGCACAGAUCGAAGACGUGUCAAACCUCAGGAAUUAGAGAGGCUCAACCAGACUGGAAAUUCAUCAUUAACACACCCAACACAUCGUGCUGUCUAUAUGUCCUGAGAAAAAGUGUUAUAUUCUAAAGAUUUUAAGGUAAAUUUCACAAUAUAUUUAUAACUGUCUGAGGAUAUUUUCUUUUUGUGAACUGCAUUUCAAUUGUACUAAGUAACAAGUGAUUUAUAAUAAGACAUUGGUUAUUAUAUGAUGUUGAUGUGCAUUUAGAGCUAACAGUAUUUGACUAGUGUUUUGUUUGUUGCCAUAUACUCUAUAUACAUACAUAUACAUCCAUAACUAUUUUGAUUGUGAAGAUCUCUUAGUUGGUGCAGUUGUAACAUUGUUCUGUAGUACAAAUUACAUCUCUGAGAUUGUUCCAGUGCUAAAGAUGCAACAGAAACUCUUACAGAAUAUGAAUUCAAAUAUUGUGAAGAAAGUUCUUGUAUUAACUAUAGAACUGAUUGUGUUUGCUCUGAUUGUACAGUGCAAAAUUUAUUGAAUUUCUCAUAUUUAGUGUUGGUAUUUGUGGAGUUAUUACUCAGAUAUUAUCAAAGCUCAAAACUAUUACUGAGACAUUUUGUUUAUUUCAAGUCUGCUCCUGAUGCAUUUAGUACUUAGUGUUGUGGUUGGCUUGAACAGUAUUCCCAGCAUUAUAUCUGGAUUUUUAAAAAAUGUAUCGAGAAGUGUUGGCAUAAAUGUCUCUGCAUGUAUGUUUGUCUGUGUGUGGAUGUGUGUAUAUAGCUAGUUUUGAUUUAGAGAAGGAAUAUUUUUUUUUAAAGAUUAUAUUAAUAGGCUAAAGGUUAUAGUGCUAUAUAUAGGAUUUGUUUUGAAUAUUUUGUAAAUAUUUGUAAAGAAAUGAAUACUUUUGAAGGAAUUAUUAAUUUUGCAAAUAGCAUUAAUGAAAGUCACAAGAAAAAAAGAGGAUCAAAUACUAUACUCAUUUCUAGUAAGAGGAUGAUAAUAUGAUUUCAUUUUGGAGAGCACUUGGGAUAGUCCAAGAGGUUCUUUUAAGAAACCAGACACGUCUAUGUAGUAUUCUCCCUUUUUUGGGGGCAGUGAAUUUGUGUAGCAGAUGGCUCCAUAUUGUCUCUUUUCUUUGGUUAUCAAUGAUUAUUUCUCUUUAAAAUGGUUAAAUUGCUGAAAGUUAAGCCUGAGCCAAUGUAUUUUAUUGUAUAUUUGCAGUGUUGCUAGAAAUAAUAGUUACCUUAAGCAAGAAACACUGUAGAUCUAAGUUAUCUGAAGUUUAUUAAAAUGAAGAAAUAUAUAUCUUAAAUUUUACAGAAAUUACAAAUAUAGAGUUUAUGUCAACCCUGACACACUGUAUUCAGUCAUGGGUAAAAGUUUAUGCUAAAAAAACUCAAGUAAGUUGAUGAGAUUAAUGUUUGUAUAAAACAGUGCAAAAGAAUUUAUUCUGAAGUUGGCAAUUUCAGCCUUUAGUUUAAGGUAUAUAUAUUUAAUUUUCUUUAAUAGUGCUGAAUAAUUUUCUUUUGCUGACCAUAUUUUUAAUUUUGAUACCAUGACUAUCAUCUUAAUUUGAAGAGGGAAAAAUAUGGAGUAUGCUAAAUGCAAUUUAUAUUUUUAAUUUUUUGGUUAAAGACCCCUUAUUGCAGAGGUCUUUGAGACCAUGUCAUUUUAUAUUUUAAAUGAUAUCCAGUUAAUUUGAUAAAACUACUGAAAUAAAUGUGUGGAUCCCCUCCAUCUCAGGCAUUAUUCUCUUGCAUUGAAAUAUACAUUUUAAUAUGGGUUUUCUGACAAAAAUCUGGAUAUUAGUAUACUCUUACUUUUCUUGUGAUAUUCCUUAAUGUUAUGUUGUCAUAUUCCAUGUUACUUCUUAAUGUUAUAAUUUCUCCCAUAGAAUAGCACUUUCUGUAAUGCUCAUUGAAUGUUGGUUUGAUUUUGUGACUUGUUUUAAGGACUUGUUUUAAAAUCUUGACCAUAUUUUCAAGUCAGUUAAUGGAAUUUACGACAUUUGUAUUGCUAGUUUGAGUCUCCAAAAGAAGUAAUUAGCAUAUUAAUAAUUACUUUCAUUGGAUUACUGGGCUGGUGACAGAUUAUGAUUAUCAUCUUAAUAUGUACUCUGAUAUUCGAUAAAAUAGAUCAUACUCAUUGAAGCUGACGUAAAGUGUUUGAGAUUAAUAGACUAAAUUAUUUUUUAUGACCUCAAUAUUUAUUCACAGUAUCUCAGAUAGCAAUUAUAAGUUGAACACAAAAUGAGUUUGGUGACUGUGCAUGAAUUACAUAACUAUUUUGAAAGCUACAAAAAGAUUAGAUUAUUUUUUUGUCUUUUUUAGUUCCCCCUUUCUUAAUAACAGAUGUAUAUGUAUAUAUAAAUAUACAUUUCUAUUUUAUUUGUAGAGAAUAUAUUGAAAUACCUUUUUGAAAUUGGUAUAAUUUAUUCUUAACAUAUAGCAAAAUAAGUUUAUUUUGUAUUUAUUGCUGAUCUAUACUGAUAUUCUUUUCAGUUUGUGUUAAGGAUUUGUUUCUUCAUAGAUAAUUGAUAGGCCUGAAACUGAAUAAAAUGAUUUCCAAAGAUUUUUGGUAUAAUCGAAAAAUACUAUUAUGGCUUGCAGUAAUUAACUGCCUGGCUGUGCCAGGUUCAGAAUAUAGUAUUUUUAUUUUGUGUUAGGUAUGGAUUAUUUUAAGAGUAUUUUAUUUUAUGAUAGUAGAAGAACUUAAUAAGUCAUGUGUAGUACAAUAUUUAUCAUCUCUUUUAUAUAGUUCAAGAUAAAUUGCUUGAAUUUUGAAGGAGAUAUGCAUUACUAUUUUACAAAUGCUAUUCACUAAAUAUUUAUUUUUUGUGAACCUAAACAUUUGGAAAUAAAACUUGAAUAAUAUUGUA